Molecule: messenger RNA, 3081 nt
Organism: Colletotrichum scovillei
Lineage: Eukaryota; Fungi; Ascomycota; Sordariomycetes; Glomerellales; Glomerellaceae
Exons: 1
Coding region: 216-2312 (698 amino acids)
Source: RefSeq, a predicted model, not a curated record
GGGGACUGACCAGAAUAUCACACCGCACUUCACUUCUUCUUGACCAUGCUACAUCACAGAUUUCAUGGUGCAGCAAAAAUUUGCCCAAGUUGGACAAGAGUCCCUCUAAGAUCCCAUAGGUCUAUUCAAUCCUUCUGAUCCUUCCGUGGCUCACCACUUUUGGUCUGGUUUGGCAACAGACAUCCACGCAGGUCGCUUGUGGUAGACUAUCAAAAAUGUCUGGCCUCAUCGAAUACUCUACGGCACAAGCUGGGAAGACUCUUGAAGUCGAACAACUCUCGCCGGAUCUCUUCAAGCUGUCAUUAACCAGAGACAACAAGUUCAAUCUCUUCUCCGAGGCCAUCGGCAGCUUAGAUUCAGGCCGCGAUGAAGCCGAUCUCAUCCUCAGCAACCUCCAAGCAUGGUCCGCAGAAGCUGCGGAACGCUUCCAGCGACGCACCUCGGACGUUAUUCUCGACACCCCUUUCCGGCUGCUCUGUUCGAGCCCAACCGGGAUCCCAUUCGACAGUCGUUUCGUGAUCCGACAAUUUCUAGCCAUCAGUUACAGUUGGCAUAACCCGAGUUGGCCGGGGACACCUCAAUCGGUUCCAGAACCUGGAGGGGUGUGGCCAGUUGGCAAACGCUUUGCCGACGCAAUCCUAGAAUUACGAGGCCAUCCACGUGAAGGAGUAUGGAUCGACCAGGUCUGCAUCAACCAACGCGAUGAGUUCGAGCAACAAAGAGCUAUCGCAUCGAUGGAUGUUGUUUACAAGUCUUGCCGCAAGCUGGUCGUACUUCUGGAGGAUGUCGAGCUCACCAAUGACGAGGCUGGGAUAUUUGAACUAUACGAUGGCUAUAGGUCUCCAUAUGUGCUCGAAAAAGGCCCGACCGACGACAGGGAAGUCUCGCUGCUCAUCUCUCUCUACGAUAAAGUGGCCGCAGCGCGGUGGUGGCAGCGUUCAUGGUGCUACCAUGAAUUCGUUGUUGCUGAGCCUUGGAGUGACAAACGACAUCAACGAGUCCACAAUACCGUUUUCAUCCUCGGACUUGGCGAGGACAGGACUGUGACAGUAGAGUGGACUACACUGCACGCAAUCCUGGCAACGAUAACAGUCCAACUCGGCCAUCGGAAUGAACGGAGCGUCUACCUCAACCCAAUUCUUUCCGGCUUCGCGAAUCGGACAUCUCCUCGAUUUGAUAACCCAGAAGGCAAAGCCGGCGUGAUCAGGUCCAGCUUCAUGGCGAAGUUCAACGCCAUCGCCCAGACGGGAUGUCUGAUGCCUGGGGACAGGCUCAGCGUGUGUCUCAAUCUCAUCGGACUUGGUCUGGCGUUCUUCAGAUCUGAGGAGCCAACAGUAGACGAAGUGUACUUUCUGGCAGUCUUGCUGGCGCUAGCAGCAGGCGAAAAGAUGCCCCUUUCUUUCACCAACAUGGAUCCCCUGACAUUCCACGGAAAGGGAUCAUGGCUUGCUCGACCUAUCACGGCGGCGGACACAACGCUCAACAAGUUUACAUUGGGGGGCGUCAAAGGAAUCCAUGCCGUGAGCUUCAACAAGAUAGAAAUUGACAUGGUCUUUUUCAAUCGUGGUGUAUUGUGGAUUUCGGAGCAGGAGCUUCGGCGCACAUAUGCCAUAUUUCCAGAUAUCAUACGGAAUACUCCUCCGCCGCUCAAAGCGCAGAUCAAGAUGCUAGAGUUCCAGGCUGAAGAGGACAUGGAUAUGCCGCGACGACGAUUCCUUGCUGCUGUGCUGUCGAGUGGGCCAGACUUGCUGAAGCGGCUUUGGGUCCAGCUCGAUCGUGAAGUGGUGAAGUGGAACUACAACACGGGCAUUUUUGCAGACUUCAAAGUCAACGAGGAUCUCCUCCCCAAUGCGAAAGAUAUGCUCAAAGCUUUUGCUAAGAGCGAUCGGGGCGGGGUUGGCAGUGAAGACCAAAUUGCAGUCGAAGUUGCCACGGAAUUCCUGACAUGGAUUACGGAUCCUCGAUCCAUCUACUGGAUCUCGACAAUGGCUCUACGCCUUCCGUGUGCACAUGAUGGGGAAUCCGCCCUGUUGACGGGCUUCAGCUUCACAAAAAACUUCCGAGAGAGUGAUAUCGACACUCGAAUGCGGGUGGCAGUGCCUACAGAUCUGCUGCAUGAAGACUGCGCGUGGAUGAGAGCUUGGUUGUUGGUGCCGGCAGAUGAUGAGGAUGAAAAGGGGGCUUGGAAAGUCGCCGGCAAGACAUUGCUUCUAGGCGAACCAGAUUUAUACGCGGGUCUGAACGCGGAUGAAGAGGAUGGGUUUUCGAAUGCAUUCAGGAGCCUGCGUACGAGGCAGGUCAUCGUAGGUUGACCGUGGUGAUCAACGACACAGCAGCUAUAGUCACACGUCUUGGGCUUAUUCUCUCCAAAAGCUACUGGAAGAUCGGAACAGUCUGACUGUUUUUAUAUCCUUGCUAUGAUUCCGUAGUAGCGUAUGGCCUUGGCACGUUACUGAUGGGCGUCUUGUGCAAGCUCCCGGAGCCCAUAAGUAUUUUUACCCAGCGGCAGGAGAAGCUCAUUUCGAAGCUCGGACGGAAGACGUACAAGCGAUUCCGAGACGAGUUGAAUGCACGCUGACGAUUACCGGGGCUGCGGGACGAACAAGACUCAGGGGGAAAUUAGAAUAGAUUUGUUGAUUGAAGUUGAGAAUUCAUACAAGGUGUUAUGCAUCGUGUGAGGCUUUGUUCAUCAACUCAGGAAAAUGGAGUCUUUACUGAGGGAGGUAUGGGGCAAGGGCAUCCACCUAUGAAGAGAUGUCAGGACACUGGGGGAGGGCGAGGACAUUGAGGUCGAAGAUGCCGAGGUCAUUUGACAGAAAAGGAGAUUUUCAACUUUCCGAGGGUGAUGGUUUAUAAGGAGACCGUCCGGGCUUGGGAUUAGUGUCGAAAAGGUUCGUGAUCCGGAUUGAUUAUAUGGAGGGGUGUUAUAUUAGGGACUGGAUGUUGAGAAGGGUGAGAAUGAUGUCACAAAGAAAAAGGUGGUGCUUUAUGAUUAGGUUGGAACUUUUUAGGUUAUGCUAUCCUCCGAUUGCCUUCACUGAAGCACCGAGGGCGUGUUCGCGGCUACAAUGCUGGCGCUUG